This is a messenger RNA of Budorcas taxicolor (takin), 997 nucleotides long. RefSeq names its product PH domain containing endocytic trafficking adaptor 2 (gene PHETA2). Gene Ontology annotation, biological process: retrograde transport, endosome to Golgi; receptor recycling; endosome organization. The record is from RefSeq and is a predicted model, not a curated record. NCBI's taxonomy places the organism in Eukaryota, Metazoa, Chordata, Mammalia, Artiodactyla, Bovidae. The transcript has 3 exons. The coding region runs from base 209 to 997 and encodes 262 amino acids. Gene Ontology annotation, cellular component: trans-Golgi network; recycling endosome; early endosome.
CGGAUGGCCCGAGGUGGGACUCUGGGUUCGAGGCCGGCCAUCGCCAACCAGCACUGGGCCUCACUCCGGGCACAGGCGGCCGGGCCUCAGUUUCCCCCCGGCGUGGAUCGCGGGGCCUAGUGUUCUGGAAACCACGUGGUCAAAGGGCUGAGCCGUGUGGCCAGACAAGAGAGGCCCCCACCCCUGCCCAGGGAGCUCUGCGGUUCUCAUGGGAGCCAUGAAGUUGAAUGAGAGGAGUGUGGCCCACUACGCACUGAGCGACUCCCCAGCAGACCACACAGGCUUCCUGCGCACCUGGGGAGGCGCAGGGACGCCACCCACCCCCAGUGGCGCUGGCCGAAGGUGCUGGUUUGUCCUCAAGGGCAACCUGCUGUUCUCCUUUGAGAGUCGAGAGGGCCGGGCGCCUCUGAGCCUUGUGGUGCUGGAGGGCUGCACGGUGGAGCUGGCCGAGGCUCCAGUGCCUGAAGAGUUUGCCUUCGCCAUCCGCUUCGACGCUCCUGGGGUGCGCCCACACUUGCUCGCGGCAGAUGGGCCGGCGGCCCAGGAGGCCUGGGUGAAGGCGCUGUCCCGGGCCAGCUUUGGCUACAUGCGCCUGGUGGUGCGCGAGCUGGAGAGCCAGUUGCGUGAAGCCCGCCACAGCCUGGACCUGCACCGCCGCUCAUCCUGGAAGGCUGUUUCCAGCCGCUGCAAGCCCCAGGCUCCUGACCGCGGGUCUCCUGGCCUGGAGAAUGGCCACUCCCUCUCCAGAGAUUGCAGCCCAAUGGGCUUGGUGGAAGAAGUGGGCAGCCGGCCAGCAGGGCGGGGCUUGGCCGAGUGGGAGCUGCAGGGCCCUGCCAGCCUUCUCCUAGGCAGGGGGCAGAGCCCCGUGUCCCCUGAGACCUCCUGCUUCUCUACCCUGCAUGAGUGGUACGGCCGCGAGAUUAUGGAGCUGAGGCGGGUCUGGCUGCAGAGGGCCCAGGAGAACCAGCCAGAAUGCAAGGACCAGGACAGACCCUGA